CAUCUUUGUUUAAACAUAAGUCGCCACUAUCGUCAGGCAUGUUUAUUUAUUUAUUGUUUCUUUACUGUUGUUAAGUUAUUCAUCUUCCAGUCCAGCCAAUCAUGGCUUUGUUUAGGAUGUCAGAGUGGUUUGGCUGUAAAUUGCAUCUCAGCAGUGAUCCAGAUGAAUCAAACAGCCACAGACAGCCUCCCUUUACCACAGACUGUAGCGGGGCGUGGCGCGGUCACCGCCAGGCGGAGCCGGGGGGCUGUCUGUGUCGGUGAACUCUACACAAAGGAGAGGAAACACAACAAAGCCAGGAAGCGUGACAACUGGGAAUUCACUCUUUCUCCUGCAGCCUGCUCACAUCCACAAAGCAGGGAUGUACUGACUCACUGUUGCCUGUGAAAACCUGUGUCCAAGAGUCGCGACACCGCUGUUGCUGCUGCUGGAGAGAACAAAAUAGCACCUCUGGGUGAUGGUGAGACAGCAUUAGACUGUAUGCAUAUUUGAAGUGUGGUGUUGCGUCUCUUGUUGAAUCAGCUGUGCAGCGUUAGGAUGAACGGGAGUCGGUGCUGCGCGGCGGAUUGUCCGGUGGGUGGUGUCUCGUCUGUGGAGGGGCUGCCGCCGCUGCCCAGAGGCCUGAGCGGCAUCCUGAACUCCAGCGGCGGGUCGUGGCGGGACAUCGAGAAGGUGCACAGCAAGAGAGCGCGCAUCCAGGCCGACAUCAGCAGGGGCGGCGGGGACGCGGUGCGCGGUCACGGCAAACCUGGAGGACUGGACGCUGCUCUGGCUCUGCUGCGAAAAGAGAUGGUCGGUCUGCGUCAGCUCGACAUGUCCCUGCUGUGCCAGCUGUGGUCCCUCCACGAGGCCAUCCAGGAGUACAAGGGCUCCUCGCUUCUGUCUUCGCUCAGUGCCGAUAAUGGAUCCUCAGAGGAGGAGGAGGAUGAAGAUGAGGAGGAGACAGGCAUUCUCUCACAGUCCCCGCCUUCCUCGUCCUUGUCUCUGCCUCCACCCAGCAGCAACUCCAGGGACCAGUGGAUUAAAGACUCCUUUCAUAUUCCCUGAUGAGGAUAUUGUAUAUGCACACACACACACACACACACACGCUCCAUGCACUAUGUGUGUGCUGUUUUCUCUAAGUUAAUGCCUUCAUAUUUACACAGGUUUUUAUGCCAUGCUUUCUUUGUCCAGAUUGUUUUUCUGGCUGUGGUCCAACCAAAUGACAGAAAAUCAGUUGCUCUGCAAUACAGCUGGUGACUGGCUGUUCAUUAGCUCCUAAUCCUGCACUACUAUAGUGUCAAAUUUCCCACUAAUUGUGUAUCUGCAGCAAGAAGAAGGGCAAGUAAUAGAGAAAAGAAUCACGACAGACCAGUGAGAUCACAUAUUAUCGGCUUUUUGCUCUUCAUUGCAUACUCCUCAUGCGACUACAUGCUCCUUGCUUGUCACUACAUUUGAGCUGGGUGCAGUCGGUCUGGGAAUUAUCGUACGAUCAGGUCUGAUUCCACUUUUGAUACAUCUAAUGUUAAUGUUAGUGGAUUCCUGAUCAUUCCAGACUUUGCAGGAUCCCGUUCUGUAAAUUCCUGAGACCUUAAAGUCCCAAUUUCCUCAAAUGAGUACUUUCUAAUAACAGUGUCUUAGCUUGUUAAUGUUUGUUACUGUUGGUAACAAUUGGUCAAAUGUGUUGCCAUAUCAAACAAGUUUCAAUCAUAACAUUUGAUCAGGUUUUGUAUCAUGACCACUUUUGUGUUGGGAUCAGCUGCAGACUGACUUGGCAGAGAUGGCUGCCAUCUUGUUUUUACAUGGAUGAGUGUAUUGCACUCUUUCUACCACUAGAUGGCACAAAAAAAGUGUCCAUGAACGAAGACAACAGGUCUAAGUUAAGCUAGUCUGAGUAGGCGGAAGUUCACUGCAUAGAUCAGCCUCUCAUUGGGCGGAACGAGCCACCCGCUGAAGUCCCGCCCUACCACCUUCAGUUGUGUAGCAGUUUUCAACACGUCCUUUACUGACUUUUGCGGUGUUUGAUCUUGCAGGGAUGUAGCCAUUUUUCUGCCAUGGUUCGCAUCCUGUAGGUGAUAUUUUUGUGGGCGUGUUAGACCAAAACCUGUUUCCCCCUGGCAAUAUUUUUGCAAGUGCACCGUUGCUGUGGCACCGCCCAGAACGAUUGUGAUUGGUUGAAAGAAAUACAAGCAGCCGGGACGUUUUUUUCUCCAAUCUUAAAGUGAGACUUGGCCCAGCGGUCUGGUGAGCGAGACUAAAGUUAAGCAGAGUGAAGUAUAAUGUGCAGCAAACCCAGGAUGUCCUCAUAUGAGGACACAGGGUCUCAGGAGGAUAUCAGAGGGGUUUUUGCCAUUUAGUGUCUUUGAAGAUCAGACAUGUUGUCAAUCAAUAAUCUGUAUUCUCUUUACAGUAAUUGAGUGAGCAUCUGACAGUAUACUAAUUUUUCUGACCCAGAUUUGAGGAGGACUUAUUUUGAGAUUCAUGUUAAGCUUGUCAUUCUGUAAAACAGAGACAUCUCUUAAUCUCUGCAACCUGACAUUUCCUAUUGAAUUACAAGCUACUUGUGCACAGUCACUUCUGUAGCUCAGCUGCCUUCUAACCUUUACGUUUUACAUUCUACGUGGUGGUGCUGCUCAUAAUCCUGAUCUUUUUUUCAGUAUUAUCUGUAGAUAGUGUUCAAAUGAAGCCAAAUCCAUAAUGCAAUAUUAAUUAGUCACAGUGGAUUUUCCAACUUUGAAUCACUGCUUUUUUUAAGACCAAACUUUCAUAACUAUGCAGCGCAUACGACUAUCAAACUCUGUGUUGAGGAAGCGAAGUGGUACAGUCUGCCCAGUGGACACAGUUAAAUACUCUUGUAUUAAAUCACUUAUCUCACUACAUGUACUUUAGUUUUCUAGACAGUCAUUAAAGUGACUCAUUUUGUAUCUAUAUCUUAAAAUAAAACCACAGUGCACACCACAGUCCUGUAAGUUGUAUCUGUAUUUGAAUUAAAAGAUACUCCCAGGUUGAUGUUGCAACAUGUGACCAACAGGGGACACACUGUCUCCAACUGAGAAAGAGGGAGCUCCUGCAGACCUGCCUCCUCUGAGCUCACGCUGACAGCGACAGAGUGGGGAAAACCAUUUGCUGUGGGGAGAGCAGGGACGAAGGGGAGUGAUGUCUGAGCAGACAGUCUCAUGCUGUUCUCUAUUUAUAAUCAACAUAUGUUGUGGUUAUUGUUAGCGUUUGUGUGCCUGUCUGUCUCUCACAGGCUAAGUGACUGUUUAACUGUGUGUGUUCAUCUCUUUAUCACCAUGCAUGUCUUCUCACCUGUUAGUUAUUUGUGUCUCUUCAGUUUUUCUCCUGUCUUUCUCUGUCUCUCUUUGUCUUUUUGUUGUCCAUCUGUUAGCUAUUGCUGUUAUUGAUACAUCACAUAGUUACUGUAAGUGCUGUUAGCGCACUACAGUGAGAGCUGGGAAGGACCAUAAGGUUAACUUAAGUUGUCGACACUUUAAAGGAACAGUAUCUUAAGUGAGGUUGUAUGAGGUGGUUAUCUGUAGACAGUAUAAUACCUACAGUAGAUGAUGGCCAGCACGCCCUGAGUUUGGAGAAGCAGACAGGAGUACCUCAAUGGGAACUAAGCAAGGAACUCUACAGUUUAAUUCCACCUAGGAAAUAUUACCAAAAUUAAAUCAGCUGUGUUUUUCCUGACCUAGAAAAGCUUAUUCAUGCUUUUGUAUUCUCGCGCCUUGACUGCUGUAACACAUUGUUUACGUGCCUCAGUAAAUCGUCAGUAGCUUUGCUUCAACUCGUACAAAAUACUGCAGCUUGUAUUUUAACUGGAACAAAUCAUAAGUCACAUAUCACCCCAAUUCUCGCCUCCCCCUGUUGGUUGCCAGUUUACUUCAGAUUCUUUUAAUAACUUUUAAAGCUCAACAUGGUUUAGCCCCCAGUUAUAUAGCUGAGCUUCUGACUACCUGUGCUCCAAGUCAUGACCUGAGAUCCUCAAGCCUACUGUCGCUAAUCAUUGAUAAUAAAGUCCCAAUGUUCUCAAACGAGUACAUCGUAAUUAACAGUGUCUUAGCUUGUUACUGUUGCUAGUAUCAACCAUAAAAUUUGAUCAGGUUUUGUAUCUUGUCCACUUCUGUGUCUGGAUCGGUUGCAGACUGACUUGGCAGCGAUGGCGGCCAUCUUGUUUCUACAUGGAUGAGUGUAUUGUGCUUUUGCUGCCACUAUAUGGCACAAAAGUGUCCAUGAACAAGGACAACAGGUCUAAGUUAAGCAGAAUGAAGUGUAGUGUGCGGCAAACCCAGAAUGUCUUCAUAUAAGUACGCAGGGUCCCAGGAGGAUAUCACAGAGUAUUUUUUGCCAUUUAGGGUGUACUCCGCCUCUCGCCCAAUGGCAGCUGGGAUAGGCUCCAGCCCCCCUGCAACUCUCAAGAGGAUAAGCGGUUAGAAAAUGGAUGGAUGGAGAGUGUCUUUGAAGAACAGUCAAUAAUCUGUAUUCUCUUUAUAGUAAUUCUGUGAGCAUCUGACACGGUACUAUACUUGCCAGUCAUCCCUGCAUCGAGGGUGGUAACUAAAGGUGACCGGGCUCUUGUCAUCAAGGUCUAGAAGCUCUGGAAUUCUUUUCCUGACAGGAUUAGGCUGGCUAGCUCAUUACCCAUUUUUAAAUCAUUGCUUAAAACAUUUUUUUUAAUUGGAAAGCUUUCCCUUUUAAUGCAUGAUUUGUAAUUUCUUUCUUUCUCCUCCCCGUUUUAUCUCCUUUUAUUUUAUUUUCUACCACUGUACACACUAUUUUUUCUCAGAUCUUAACUUUUUUUUUUAACAUUGCAUUGUUAUUGUCGUCUUAUUUUCAUGCACUAUGUGAAGCACUUUGUAACCUUCUUUAGAUAAGUGCUAUACAAAUAAAAUUAUUAUUAUUAUGAUUAAUUUAAUGCUAUAUUUAGAAAAAUGUAACCACUUUACUGUGCUGUCAGGCAGCCCUUUCCAAAGGGGAACUGAAGAAGUUAUAUUGCUCUCUU
Epinephelus fuscoguttatus (brown-marbled grouper) is the source of this 4981-nucleotide messenger RNA. RefSeq names its product family with sequence similarity 89 member B (gene fam89b). Lineage: Eukaryota; Metazoa; Chordata; Actinopteri; Perciformes; Serranidae. The coding region runs from base 538 to 1047 and encodes 169 amino acids. The record is from RefSeq and is a predicted model, not a curated record. The transcript is spliced from 2 exons.